Sphaeroforma arctica JP610 is the source of this 1353-nucleotide messenger RNA. Its product is annotated as prohibitin. The transcript is spliced from 6 exons. The coding region runs from base 108 to 935 and encodes 275 amino acids. Gene Ontology annotation, cellular component: mitochondrion; membrane. NCBI's taxonomy places the organism in Eukaryota, Ichthyosporea, Ichthyophonida. Gene Ontology annotation, biological process: mitochondrion organization. The record is from RefSeq and is a predicted model, not a curated record.
CGGACAAAAAAAGUUAACAGCAACACGCUGCUUUUGGAUACGUACACAUACGCACCCACAACCGGUUGUUGAUACAAGACACAUAACAUACUCAUAGUAUAUACACCAUGGCAGCACAAGCAGCUAAACUCUUGGAAUCCGUAGGCAAGCUCGGCCUUGCCGUCGCCGUAGUUGGUGGUGUUGGAAACAGCGCUCUAUAUAACGUUGAUGCUGGUCAUCGUGCGAUCAUCUACGAUCGAUUUUCGGGUGUGAAGCAGAAAGUGCACGGAGAGGGAACCCACUUUAUUGUGCCCUGGCUACAAAGACCUAUCAUCUUCGACUGCCGAACUCGACCAAGGAACAUCUCCACGUUUACUGGUUCCAAGGAUUUGCAGAUGGUCAACAUAUCUCUGCGUAUCCUGCACAGACCCAAAGAAGCCUCACUUCCCCGCAUAUACUCCGAGAUCGGUGUAGACUACGAUGAGCGAGUGCUGCCAUCCAUUGGAAACGAAGUUCUGAAGUCCGUUGUGGCCCAAUUCGAUGCUGGAGAGCUUAUCACACAGCGUGAGUUGGUAUCUCAGCGUGUGCGUUCUGGUCUUAUCCGCCGUGCGGCCGAGUUCGACAUCGCCUGUGACGACAUUUCCAUCACGCACUUGACUUUCGGACGCGAGUUUACCCAAGCCGUAGAAAUGAAGCAGGUCGAACAACAAAAAGCCGAGCGCGCGCGUUUCGUUGUAGAGAAGGCUGAACAAGAGCAGUUGGCUGAGAUUAUCCGUGCUGAGGGUGAUUCCGAGGCUGCCCGCCUCAUCUCAGGGUCGCUUGCUAGGAACGGACCCGGUCUAGUUGAAAUGAGGAAGAUUGACGCAGCCGUAGAGAUUGCCAGCACUCUGUCUCGCAGCAGAGGCGUGGCGUAUCUUCCGGGCAACAACAACAUGCUGCUCAACAUCGGUGCAUAAAUAUAGUAUUCGCUGCAGAAUCAUACACGGUGGAGUGAUGAUAGCGUGGCUAAUUCGGUGUCGGGUGUUAUGAGGAGCUCGGGUUGCAACAUAGACAUGUGUUGGAUAUAGCCCCGAGGCAGCGGCUGGUCCUGGCCUGGUUCAGCUUGCCUGAUGCUUAGAUUAGUGGACUGUGUCGGGGCCUCAAUCUCUUGUCUAUGCUUGCAGAUGAUGGAUUUUUUAGGAACAAGUUUGGCAUCGGCUACUGCCCGGAAAAGAUUCUAUAUGCAGGAGAAUUUCAGUUGGAGAUUGAGCAGCUUGGUGUCUGUCCAGAAGACUAACAUAUCAUUGCGCCAAGCGUCGUCUCUUUAUACUUUCAGACGAAGGAAGAUGAUAGAUCGAAUUUAAAUAAACAUCUCAUUAGACAAACCAGGCGAUA